Molecule: messenger RNA, 6717 nt
Organism: Patiria miniata (bat star)
Lineage: Eukaryota; Metazoa; Echinodermata; Asteroidea; Valvatida; Asterinidae
Product: plexin-A2-like
Exons: 31
Coding region: 1-4611 (1536 amino acids)
Biological process (GO): semaphorin-plexin signaling pathway involved in axon guidance; positive regulation of axonogenesis; regulation of cell shape
Cellular component (GO): semaphorin receptor complex
Molecular function (GO): protein binding; semaphorin receptor activity
Source: RefSeq, a predicted model, not a curated record
AUGGAAGUUACUGUACUUGUGAAUAGAAUUAACGCAGAAGGAACAGAAUACUGCCACGAUGAGGACUACAUUCGUCCCCUUGGCGGAAACACUCCCAUUGCAGCCCAGGCAAUCUAUACCGAUAACUCCGUCCUGUCGGCCAUUGCCGUCACUGCACAUCUUGACAAGACUGUAAUCUUCCUUGGAGAUCAACUUGGUCAUCUGAAGAAAUUGUGGGUGUUGUCACCGUCGGAGGCCGUUUUGUAUGAAGAGGUGGCCAUGCUUAGCGGUGACCCACGACCCGUGGCCAGGAAUGGCAUCACCUUCAGCCCUGAUAAAAACUUUAUUUACUUCAUGACAGAGAGAAAGAUCCAUAAGAUUCCCGUUGAAGACUGUUCGACCCAUACCACCUGUGAGGAUUGCCUGGGUGUUGGCAACGGUGUAGGAGACCCCUACUGUGGCUGGUGUUCACUCCAAAAGAAGUGCACAAGACGGAGCCAGACCGAGUGCGCCGGGUCCGCAGACCCUUCCAAUCUACGCUGGCUGGGCAACCUGGACCAGUGCAUCGCCAUCCUAUCCGUGGAGCCACCCAACACACCCAGCACCAGAACGCAAGAGUUGACUCUGACAACCAGAGGCCUACCCCAACUGGAUCCGACCACUAGCUUCAUGUACAUGUGUAAGUUUGGAGAUCUACCCCAGCCUGCCACGGUCGUCUUCACAACCACCACAUCCUCCGUCCGAUGCUUAACGCCCCCUAUUCAUCAACUGCCAUCAACAGUGCAAGGCGUCCUGAUGGUGACACUCUCCCUCCAUUCCACUGAGACCAACAAACUCAUCGUCAACACGACCUUUGACUUCUACGACUGCAGUGCCUUUGAUAGCUGCACCCAAUGUGUGGCCGACUACCUGUGCAACUGGUGUGUCUUUGAGAACAGGUGCAUGGGCAACGCUAGCAGCUGCAUUGCCUCAGCUGUCAUCGUUGGACAACAGGUGCAAAUAGACACAGACAUGAAGGGAAAAGAUUACUGCCCAAGGAUUGAAGACACUCCAGAAAUUCUCAUUCCAGCUGGGGAACCAGAAUUUCAACUUUUGACAGUGAAUGUUGCCAGACUCCCUGUAAUGUCUGGUUACACGUGUGUACUAAGGCACAAAGAAUGGGCGACGGAGAAAACGACUGCAGGCAUCGUACUCAGUGACACACAAAUUCUUUGCGCAUAUAUGAAGUACAACUACAUCAUGGAUGAGAAAGUCCUCAUUGCUGACUUACAGAUCCGCGGGAGCAGUUUUGUUCUGGACAACCCAACCAUGUUAACUGUGACUUUGUAUAAGUGUGGGGUCAAACGGACCAAUUGCGGCAAAUGUCUCCUGGCCGAUGCCAAAUUCUCUUGCGGUUGGUGUAAACCGUCUCAGAUGUGUAGCAUAACGACGGCGUGCACAGACAGGCAGGGUUGGCUGAGUGGACAGGACUUGUGCCCUGAUCCACACAUCACCUCGUUCAGCCCCACGAGUGGUCAUGUUGCUGGAGGUACCAGAGUGAUCAUCGAAGGAUAUAACCUGGGACAGGCCGCCAGCGACAUCAAACAAGUCACGGUGGCUGGAAUGCCAUGUCAGACGAUAGAGUACAAACGUGCAGAAAGGAUUGUCUGCAUGACUGAUGCUAGCACUGCUGGGGCAGCAAGUGAUCCCGUGGUGGUAAUGAUAGGCAGGGAUGAACCCAUUGAGAAAUAUGAAGUGACGACGAUGGAAAAGCAUUUUUCCUUCGUGGUACCCAUCAUCACUGGUGUCCAUCCACUUCUAGGACCAAUGGCUGGUGGGUCAAAGGUCACAUUAACAGGAAAAGGUCUUAAUGCAGGACGCAGCAGGAGUAUCACUGUGGCCGGCAUACCGUGCAACAUCACUGAACCAACAAAUUUGUCGGCCGAUGUCAGUAGCUGCGUCACAUCUGCAAGCACAGGCCUCAUCCAGGGACCAAUCGUAAUGAUCUUUGACCUUGUUGGGACGGCCGUGAGUUCCAGCAACUUCUCCUAUACAGAGAAUCCAGUUAUCACGAUGCAGGAACGUGAGCAGACCAUUCUCAGUGGUGGAUUGGACCUACCAAUAACAGGAAUAUAUUUGGACGUGGUGCAAGAGCCCAAAAUGAGGUUUCGUAUCGAGAGAACCCGGCAAUUCAUUCGGCCUAAGAGACAGGCAGACCAGCAGCUUGUUUCCACAAUCACCACGAAGUGUAUCAUCAAUCAUCCCGCUUCCAUGACCUGCAAGUCGCCCAAUCUCAAAUCUCCAGAACUCGCCAAUGCCUUCACCUUCGACGACAGCACCUCACCACCGUCCUUCUUCCUGCAGAGAAGCAACAUCUUCUUUGUCAUGGAUGCAGUCACCAUUCCAUCCUCCAAAGAUUUCCAAGUAUUUGUCGACCCAGAAUACUUCAUGUUUGACAAGACUGAGACAGUGGCGUAUAUGGAGCGCAGGAUACUAGAAAUCAAGGGUCGUUACAUCAAUGCAACGUACAGGGAGGGUGAUGUGAUAGUCAAAGUUGGCAAUUUGUCCUGUCGGAGUCUAAUGAUGCAACCUGAAAAAGCUGACAGCCUAUCAUGUGAAGCUCCUGAACACGAAGCUGGGCAGACCUACGACGUUGUAGUACAUCACGGCAACGUGGUUGUCAAGGUGGGUCGUCUGGAGUACCUCUCUGAGGGGCUACCCUGGCCCCUCAUUGUCGGCACCGCCUGCGGGGCCACGCUCAUUCUCCUAAUCUUACUCUUCAUCAUCUGCAUCUGGCGCCGCAUCAGCGCCAACGAGCAUCUCUUCAAGAAGAUGGAGACGCAACGGGAUGAGAUGGAGAUGAGGGCUAUGCUGGAGUACAAAGACGCCUUUGCCGAGCAACAGAUCACAGUCUUGACAGUGAGCAGUGAUGUGGAAGGCUCCGGGAUACCCUUCAGAGACUACCGCGACUACGCGGCAAGGCUUCUCUUCCCAGAGAAUCCGUCCCAUCCUGUCUUGGGAGAGAUCCCAAUCGUACGAGAAAAUAUCUCAGGCACCAAGCGCAACGACCUAGAGAAGGGUCUGGUCCAGUUUGGCAACCUGAUCAGCAACCACAUCUUCCUAGCGAUCUUCGUCAGGACCCUGGGGUCCCAGAAGACCCUGGCUCUUCGUGACCUGAACAACAUCGCCUCAUUGCUGGUCAUCGCCCUGCAUAACAAGAUGGAGUUCCUGACGCAGAACAUGAAGUUCCUUCUCCAGGAACACAUCAAGUUGUGCAUGAAGGAGGGAGAGCCACAGCAGCUGCUGAGAAGGAGCGAGGCCGUCGUUGAGAAGCUAGUGUCUCAUUGGCUGUCCAUCCUGAUGUAUGAUUCCUUGAAGGACAACAUGGGGAAACCCCUCUUCCACUUGUUCUAUGCCAUCAAGCAACAGAUUGACAAGGGUCCGGUGGAUGUUGUUACUGGGGAAGCCCGAUAUGGACUGAGUGAGAUUAAAGUCAUGCGAAAGCAGAUUGACUUUAAAACACUGAACAUCUACGCCACCAGUUGGGACAUCACCUCAGAGCCCAUCCAGUUGAAGGUGCUGGACUGCGACACCAUCUCACAAACGAAGGACAAGAUUCUGGAUGCCAUUUACAAAUCUUGUCCGUUCAGUAAACGGCCCACUCGAGAUGAGCUAGACUUGGAAUGGAGUGACAGGCCAGACGGCCCUAGCAGUAUGAUCCUUCUAGAUGACGAUGGUCGAGGCAGAUGUGAUGGAGAAUGGAAACGCAUCAAUACGCUAGCACAUUACCAGGUGCCAGAUGGUGCAACCUUGAGGUUAGUGAGAGCCCUGCCCAACAUACCAGCAAGGCAACAUGGUCUGGGCACAGCACAGAGCCCUGCCACCUCAGCCUCUCCCAUGAUAGACCAAGAGAAAGGAGUAAAGUGUUGGCAUCUGGUCAAGCAGGCCGACUCUGGCAGUAUAAGCAAGGGCGAAAGAGACCAGAAAAUGAUGGCUGAGAUCUGUCUCCCCAGGCUACUAACCACAAAGGGUAUCCUGCAGCAAUUUGUGGAUGAGCUCUUAGAGACCAUCUUCAACGGUGAAUCAGACGUACCCCUGGCCGUCAAAUACCUCUUUGACUUUCUAGAUGAGCAGGCCACGUCACGCAGCAUCACCAACUCUGACGUUGCACAUGCAUGGAAAAGCAAUUACCUACAGCUGCAGUUCUGGGUCAACCUGAUCAUGAAUCCUACCAUCCUGUUUGACAUCAACAAGACAGACACGGUAGACGCCUGUGUGUCCAUCAUCGGUCAGACACUCAUCGAUUCCUGCUCGGUAGCUGAACAACAUCUUACUAAGGACUCACCGUAUAACAAGCUGCUGUAUGCCAAGGAUAUCCCACAGUACAAACAGUGGGUGGUCAAAUACUACAAAGAUAUCAGUGAUAUGGCAUCGGUCAGUGAUCAGGACAUGAGUGCUAUGCUGGCCGCUCACACCAACCGUUACCAGAAUGAGUUCCAGCCACUCAAUGCACUCAAUGAGCUCUACUUCUGCUACGCUUGCGUCUUCAAGAGUGAGAUCCUGCAGUCCCUGGACGAAGACAAUGAGGCACAGAAGCAAGGUCUAAGAGACAAGCUAGAAGACAUCUUCCGUCUGAUGGCUGACUCUGCCUGACAAUGAAGGAGUCACUGGUUAAAUGACAAUUUGCAUCUUCUUCUCUAACAAACGCCCAAGCUCGACAGCGGUGAUAUGAAGUCAAUUUGUCCAAUGAUCAAGUGGAAUAAAAUGGAGCUAUUUAGCACAUGAAAGUGCCAAACAAGGAAUAUAUUUGUUUAGAAGAAUAAGAUUACCAGCUAAAAUAAUGUGCCAUGUCUGCUACGUAUAACUGGCUCUCGGCUGUUGCUUAACAAUGAGGCGCUGCUAGCAAUGAACUGCUAAGCACCUUCUCUUGCUAAGCAAAAAAAAACCUGCUUAAAAAUACCAAUCAUAAUCAGUAUACAGCCCAUGGCAUUUUGGCUGGUAACCAAAUAGCUAAGCUAAUUUAUUGUUGGCUUAGCAAAACGUCUAUGAUCUGGACGUGCAUGAAAUUAAGCUCUUGUUUAAAGUUGGACUCACAUUAAGUUUGGACCGUGUUAUUAGACCGUUUUGGUAGUUGUUAUUUGUGAAAUUAGAAGUAAAUGUUAACUAACUUUUAGAGUCAAAUGUUUAUUAAUCUAGUUUAAUGUGUUUUAUUGGCUCUCACUAAAAUAUUUCAAUGUUUAUUGUAGUCUUCCUUUUUUUGUACCAAAAAAAAUAAAGUUAAUAAAGUUUGUUGAAAAAAAUUAAUAGGUUUUCAAUCAUGAUGGAAUUUUUUUUUUAGAAUAUACAAUAUACUUACUUCCACUAUGUAAUGUCGUUUACUUUGACAGUGAAACUAGUUUUCUGAGAGAGAAUAAUUGAUACUUAAAAAGGUUCUGCUACUUUUUUGGUAUUUUAUCUUAGAUGAUUUUACUAUUGUUUCUAUUGAUCCUAGAGGUUUUCCCAAUUGUUUAAUGACACAUUUGUGUUUAUUCCAAGAAUGUGAAAUCGUGGUCCAUUGUUGUCUUCGGGUUUGUAGGAAGGUGCUGUAAAAUCUUGGACUCUUUGGAGUUUUUGGUUUUUCAAGUGGUUUUUUUUUUUCAAUGUUUUAAGUUAUUCUAGUGAUGUUGGAGGUUUUGUAGUAUCACCGCACUUAAAAUUGUUUUUUUUUUUUUUUUAGUACUAAGAGUCUUACUUGCUGUGAAAAAGCACAAACCGUCUAUGGUCAAAAGUGGUGUGGGUCCAAGUUAGAUUUUCUUUUCUGUGUAUUGUUUGUUUAAUUUGUUGGUGUAUAAUAAGGGAGUUGACUAUGGAGUCAAUUCCAUGAAUUUCAACCGAUCGGAGCAAGUGUCGGGCUUGGGUUAUACCACUUUUUGAAUUUGGGACUGUACCAUAAUUACACAUGUUGGAAUGAUCCAUUUUGUGUUCAACCACCAAGUUUGGGAUUUCAAUUAAUCAUGUUUAGUGUGUACUUGUGUAUAUAGCUUGGGCUGUACCAUUACAUAGACGGUAAAAUGAAUUCGAUUCGGGACAGUGACUGACUAAAUUAAUCUUGAAAAUAGACUGUAGCCUGUAUCUGAUAACAGUUUUCUGAGCACACCUACGUGCUGACUAGCUAUGCAGUUAAUCUUCAUUUUUGUAAUCAAGAAAUUCUAAAAAGAGUUCAUAGAUAUAAGUGAUUGAUAACAUGAAAAUGUCUUUAUUUUUCUGUAUUUUUCUUUUUAGGCAUUGACAAAAUGCACUGUCUUCCUCUCUUGCCAUUGUACAUGCCUGUAGUUACAGCUUUGAAAAAUAAUGAACCUUGCUUAAAACUGACAUAUUUUUGAUAUACAGACUCUGUACUUUUGAAAUAAAGUGAGAAAUAUACCAAAAUAAAAUACACCAGUAUACACUGGUGUGUACUGAUCAUGCUCAUUGGCAAAGUCAUGCACAUCGAAAUAUGUUUAUUCGUGAGUGUUUUAAUCAAUGACCCUGUAAACUGAUUGGACUGACGUAGUAUAUUCCACACGUGUUGUGUAGCAUUUUUCAUAUAAAUGACAAGUGGUAUGUUUUACUUCAAAGUGAGCACAAUGUUUUAAAAAAAAUGAGUGUUUUAAUAAAGGGCCAACUCAGUUGAUUUGGUCUAGGAUUAUAUAGAAGAUGUCAAAUAGUUGAUAGAUGUAACAAUGUUGUCUUAUAUUUCUAGAUACAAAUACAUCCCUUCUAUGGAACUUUUGAAUGUAA